This is a messenger RNA of Sceloporus undulatus (fence lizard), 1932 nucleotides long. RefSeq names its product protocadherin gamma-B6-like. Lineage: Eukaryota; Metazoa; Chordata; Lepidosauria; Squamata; Phrynosomatidae. Gene Ontology annotation, molecular function: calcium ion binding. The transcript has a single exon. The annotation marks the transcript as partial. Gene Ontology annotation, biological process: homophilic cell-cell adhesion. Gene Ontology annotation, cellular component: plasma membrane. The record is from RefSeq and is a predicted model, not a curated record.
AGUAAUGAGUAUUUUGCUUUGAAAGUUAGAGAGAGAGAAGAUGAGGGGAAAUAUGCAGAAUUAGUACUAAAUAAACAGUUGGAUCAUGAAAGCGAAAGCACUUUUAGUUUAAUAUUUAUGGCUAUGGAUGGAGGGAAGCCUCCCAAAACAGGGACAACCAAAAUAUGGAUUACAGUCAUUGAUGUCAAUGACAACUCACCAGUUUUCACUCAAAAGACUUACACAGUGACAUUGAGGGAGAAUGCACCAAGUGGGUCUUUAGUGAUACAGGUGAAAGCUACAGACAAAGAUGCGGGUUCAAAUGGCCAGAUCAGCUAUGGCUUUAGAAACAUCCCUGAACAUGCUCGCCACAAAUUCACCUUGGACUCACAAAAUGGGAAAAUUGCAGUUAAGGAGGCUCUGGACUUUGAGGAGACAGAGAAAUAUGUGAUGACAGUAGAAGCAAGAGAUGGAGGUGGAGUAGCAACUCAGUGCAAUGUUGAAAUAAAAUUAAUAGAUGAGAAUGACAAUGCUCCAGAAGUGAUUCUUGUUUCUUUAUCCAGCCCAGUACCUGAAGAUUCUAAAGCAGGAACUCUGGUAGCCUUUAUCAAUGUAAAGGAUUUAGAUUCUGGGGAUAAUGGGGAAAUUACUUGUCAUUUAACAAGCGGUAUGCCGUUUAAAAUAGUGUCAACUAACAAUGAUUUCUAUAAGCUUCUUACAGAUGGUCCACUGGACAGGGAAUGCUCUCCAGAAUACAAUAUCACAAUCACAGCAACAGACAAAGGCACACCCGCACUUUCAACAGAGAAGACGAUCUCCCUGAGGAUUUCAGAUAUCAAUGACAACUUUCCUACCUUUGAGAAAUCCUCUUACAAUGCCUAUGUGUCAGAGAACAAUCCUGCAGGUUCCUCUAUUUUCCGUGUUCGAGCCUCAGACCCAGAUCUGGAACACAAUGCCCAAAUCACUUACUCCCUCCUCAGAAGCAACAUUCAGGAGCUGCCUCUCUCCUCUUACCUCUCCAUUAACUCUGAAACUGGCAUCAUCUAUGCUCAGCGCUCCUUUGACUAUGAACAGUGCCGGGAGUUUCAGGUGGAGGUGAGGGCCCAAGAUGGAGGCUCCCCACCCCUCAGCAGCACUGCCACUGUGAAGGUCUUCAUCCUGGACCAGAAUGACAAGAGCCCUCAAAUCCUUUACCCUUCUCAGGGAGCGGAGGGUUCAGCCUUAUUUGAGAUGGUGCCUCGCUCAGCGGAGGAGGGCUAUCUGGUGACCAAGGUGGUGGCGGUGGAUGCUGACUCUGGGCACAAUGCUUGGCUCUCUUACCACCUGGUCCAGGCCACUGAGCCAGGACUCUUCACAAUUGGGGUCCACAAUGGUGAGAUCAGAACAUCCCGGACAUUUUUGGAAAGAGAUGCUCUCAAGCAGAAGCUGGUAAUUUUAGUGAAGGAUAAUGGCCAGCCACCACUAUCCAGUACUGUGAGUCUUAACCUGGUCUUUGCAGAAAACUUCCAAGAGGCUCUUCCAGAAAUUAACAGUCAUUCCAGAGACCCAGAGUAUCAGUCGGACCUCCAGUUCUACUUGGUCCUUGCCUUGGCUUUGAUCUCAUUCUUAUUCCUUCUGACAGUGAUUCUGGCUAUCUUGACAAAGCUUCGAAGAACAGGGAGCCCCAAAUUUUUGCAAUGUUUUGGUCCUGUUCCUCAUUCAAACAAUGCUGUCCUAUUCCCACCAAACUAUGAAGAAGGGACAUUGCCUUACUCCUAUCAGCUCUGUUUAUCCUCUGAGUCCAGGAUACAGGAAUUUAGCUUUCCAGCACCCAGUGUUCAAAACGCAGAGAAUAUUGUCUGUAAUCAGAUGUCUGAUGUUCUUUUGACAGCUGAUCAAGGAAAUGCCUUAAAUAUAGGUUUGGAUAAAGCUAAUAUGGUGAGUUUUUAUUACAAUACUAUCAUUUAUUUUUAA